AAAUCGUUCGUGUGUGCGCACGCAAACACAGGCCCGUCAGUCAUCCGUCAAACGGCCGAAAGAGAGGAAGCGGCCCCGGUUUGCGUCGAUCGGCCAGUCAAAGUAAACAAAGACGCUCACACUGCGACCGUUCCACUGGCGAUGACGAUGAGUUCCUACAGCACGGUGGACAUGCUGCUCGUGGUGCUGGUGCUGCUGCUCCUUACCCCCGUCCUGCAGUGGCUAAUCCGGCGUGUACAGAUGAGCCAGAUUUACGACAAGAUACCCGGCCCGAAAGCGUACCCGUUCGUUGGCACGCUGUAUUUGCUGUUUGGCAAAAAGUCUCACGAGAUAUUCACGCUGAUCGAUCAAAGAACGCGCCAGUACGAUGGCAUUCAUCGCAUCUGGGUCGGGAUGACGCCGGAGGUGCGGCUGAGCCGGGCCGAGUACGUCGAGCAGAUCAUCGGUGCGAGCAAGCACACGGAAAAGGCCACACUGUACCGCUUUCUGGGCGACUGGCUCGGGGAAGGUUUGCUCACGUCCAAAGGCGAACGGUGGUUCCAGCACCGGAAGCUCAUUACGCCCACCUUCCACUUCAACAUACUGGACGGCUUCUGCGAGGUGUUUGCCGAGAAUGGGGCCGUGUUGGUUGAGCGCCUGCAGCGCCACGCCAACACUGGUCAGCCGGUCAACAUCUAUCCCUACGUAACGAAGGCGGCGCUAGAUGUAAUUUGCGAAACGGCAAUGGGUGUACAGGUGCACGCACAAACGGCCGGCGAAGACAACGCGUACGUGAACGCCGUCUACGAAUUAAGCUCGCUGUUUCUGGAGCGGCUGGUGCGUCCCUGGCUGCACCCGGACUGGACAUUCCGCCGCUCGGCACUGGGUCGCCGACAGGCGCAACUCCUUGCGAUACUGCACGGUUACACGCGCAAGGUUAUUCAAGAGAGGCGACGUACAUUGGACCAGCAGCACGCAGGGGAGCGCAAUCAACCGGAGGCAGAGGGUGAUGGUCUGGGACGUCGCAAGCGGUUGGCCUUUCUCGAUCUGCUGCUGCAAAGUGCCACCACGGGCACGGGCAGCCCGCUGCUGACCGAUGAAGAUGUGCGCGAAGAGGUCGAUACGUUCAUGUUCGAAGGCCACGACACGACGACGGCGGGGAUGAGCUGGGCCCUGUUUCUGCUCGCCCUCCAUCCGGAGGUGCAGGAGCGCGUCCAUCAGGAAAUUGAUUCCAUCUUUGGCGGAAGCGACCGACCCGCCACGAUGCAGGACCUGACCGCGAUGCGGCUGCUCGAGCGCUGCCUGAAGGAAACGUUGCGCCUCUACCCGUCCGUCGCGUUCUUCGGCCGCACCACCAGCGAGGACGUCACGCUCGGCGGGUAUCACGUGCCGGCCGGUACCAUCGUCGGCAUCCACGCGUACAACGUGCACCGGGACGAGCGAUUCUUCCCGGAUGCGGAAACCUUCGAUCCGGAUCGCUUCCUGCCCGAGCGCACCGCGGAAAACCGCCACCCGUACGCGUACAUCCCGUUCAGUGCGGGGCCGAGAAACUGCAUCGGCCAGAAGUUUGCCCUGCUGGAGGAGAAGUGUCUUGUUUCGUCCAUCCUGCGCCGGUUCCGCAUCCGGUCGCACCGGACGCGCGCCGAACAGCUUAUCGUGAAUGAGCUAAUUACCCGACCGAAGGAUGGCAUACUGCUCUAUCUGGAGGAGAGAGAGUGGUGAGCUAGAACGAUCGAUUCAGUUUCGGGGAAGGUGUGGUUUUUCUCUCCCUGCACAAGACGAUGAGGAUUAAAGUGCUUAAUAGAAGCGAGCGAUGCCUUGCACGGAUGCUUCCACGGCUCCGAAUUUCUCCUUCAUCUGGCCCGGACCUGUGACAGCUGCAAAGCCGAUAAUCCAAGGUGCAUUAAGCGUAUAAAAUAUUCAACCUUCGCCGCACAUUGCACCGGCGCUGGGGGACAGUAAAGUUAAUUAUUUCAUUUCUCAAACCAAACCGCCACGAACGGUCAAAAGCAAACACAAACACACACACAUACACAGAGCGACAUGUUUCUGUUCCCUCGGGACGAUACGCGAAAUGGGAGCUACCGGAUGCUGCGCUGGUUUUUGGGUCCCAGAGAAGGAAGAGGAUGAGGACAGGCCACGUUGGUAUGUUGAUUAUUCAGUCCAAUUCUUAAAUUUGCAUUGCAACCGACUCCCAGAGGGGGGCGGUAGCUGGAAUGUACCCAGCCAGUGUUUUGUCGCUGGAAGGUGGUAGGUGGGGCGGACACGGGAAAUUCAUCUGAAAUGCAAACAAAUUGUGAUUGCAAAAGUACGAAACGGUGUGGAGCGAGAGAAAAAAGGAGAACAGAAAAAGUACACAAACACACACACACAGAGCACAAUAAAAUGGCAACAAUGGAGCACCGUGUUAUUCGGGAGUGGUGAAUGGUGGGACAGAAGUUUAAAAGUCAAUAUACUGCAGCAGCACAGCACUGGGA
Molecule: messenger RNA, 2456 nt
Organism: Anopheles coluzzii
Lineage: Eukaryota; Metazoa; Arthropoda; Insecta; Diptera; Culicidae
Product: cytochrome P450 4C1-like
Exons: 8
Coding region: 142-1701 (519 amino acids)
Molecular function (GO): monooxygenase activity; heme binding; iron ion binding
Source: RefSeq, a predicted model, not a curated record